AUGACCAAUAACGUUGAGAGACCGCGACCAUCAACACCGUCACCAGCAUCCCCAACUUCCCCCUUCACGGAGACAUUUGAGGUUCAGCCGCCAGUAACUUUUCUGGAAGAGUCCAGAACUAUACCAUUGGUGGAUUUGACUGAGUCAUCUCCUUCAGCACCAGGGAUCAUUAAAGAGGUUCGAUAUAGUUCCGAAGGUGAAGGCGACAACGGUGGCAACAACAACGGAGGCAAUAACAACGGAGACAACCACAACAACAACAACGGUGACGUGAAUCCUCAUGCAGCAGUCGAGACGAUGCAUAACAGCAAGCUGCCACCUUUCUGGAGAGCAUCACCGAAAACAUGGUUUUUUCAAACCGAAUCAGCUUUCAGCUACAAUCAGAUGCGUUCAGACUCUACGCGCUUUAACCUGGACGUGGCAGCUCUAGACUGCGAGAUCGCGCUAAAGCUUCUAGACUUUUGUUGCGCAGUGCCAAGCACAGAAAAGUACGAGUACUUAAAAAGGCAUCUGCACGUUGACAAUCGCGCUCCGUCGCAGCUGUUGCGUCACAUGCACUUCCUCGCAGGGACGAAGGUCAACGAUGAAGUGCUCAAGGUCAAGUGGCUAGACAUCCUGCCAGUGCCUGCACAAAAGAUACUGCGCAUCCUUCGUAACACCACACUAGACAAGCUGGUAGAGGCCGGGGAUCACAUGGCAGACAGGCCUGCAUCAGUAAAUACCAUACGACCACACGGACAUCAACGGUCUCCCUUACCACAUCGUGCUUCAUCAUCACUGGGUCUUAAGGCUGCCUUUUCAGCUCAGGCUGCGGAGAUAGCUGCCUUGCUUGCCACCAUGACUUAA
Messenger RNA from Copidosoma floridanum, 846 nucleotides. Its product is annotated as peroxisomal membrane protein PEX14-like. Lineage: Eukaryota; Metazoa; Arthropoda; Insecta; Hymenoptera; Encyrtidae. The record is from RefSeq and is a predicted model, not a curated record.